Molecule: messenger RNA, 1173 nt
Organism: Harpia harpyja (harpy eagle)
Lineage: Eukaryota; Metazoa; Chordata; Aves; Accipitriformes; Accipitridae
Exons: 10
Coding region: 1-1173 (390 amino acids)
Source: RefSeq, a predicted model, not a curated record
AUGCAGCGGCUCUUCUCGUGCUGCCUGGGGAGGGUGCGGCGGCCGCCGCCCUCCGACGGCGAUGCCGGACCCUGCGCCGCCGAGCCCUCCGAGGUCCGGGAGAAGCCCCGGGGCGGGCUGCACGGCGCGGCCGCCGGAGGUGACCUGGCGCGGCUGCAGCGGCACUGGUGGAGGAAGAGAUUCCGCAUCAACAGGCGGGACGCGGAGAAGCAUCGGAUUGCGAAGCUCCAGCGAAAGCGUCGGCCCUCGUGCGGCUUCCACCUGUAUGCAGACGUGAAGCAUGGGUGCAGCGUGUUGCAGAGGAGAGCGGCAACGGUUUCUGCACCGGAGAGAGAAGAGCUUCAGCUAAAGAAGGAUGCUUCAUGUCAAACCGACCUUCAAGGCGACAGACAGACAUGGGUCAAGCAGCCGUGGCAGGAGCUCGCCAACCCUCUCAAAAGGAGCUCCCUCACAGAAGCUUCACCUGAAGCUGUGAAGUGCUACAGCGUGUACCUGCAGGAACAGAAACUGCAGUUGCAGAAGAAACUGUACCGUUCCAAAGCUAAGCUGCAGGAAUUAAAAGAACGGCAUACCCGGACUGAGUGUUAUGCCGAGUACCUGAAGGAUGCCAUCAGGAGGAACGAGAGGGAACUAACUUCCAGGAACCUGCAGGACCUUCUGACCACAUCUUCUGGAACUGCGGCUAUCCCAGAGCUGGAAGACCACAUACGACGGCUCCAAGGUGAAAAGGCCAGGCUGGAAACCACAGUCCAGCAACAAGCAAAGACCAUCGAAGCCCUUUGGAAAAAACUGCAAGCCUGUGCCUUAUCUCAUAAUGGCCUGGAGGACUCGGUAACCGGCUUUCGGACAACACGGACUGCAAAGGAACACCGACGUCGGCAGCGUGGCAGUGAAAGCAAGGAAGUAAAGAAGCUGGGCAAGACGCAAUGCCGAUCGGAAGCGCUUCCGGAUGAAGCGUGGAAAAGAAACGCCGCGCUGGAGGAAGAACAGACCAGGCAUGGCUUUUUAGUUGAAGAUGCUUCUGCAGAUGUCUUCGACAACCCUGACUGCGUCUGCAGCGCGAAGGAGAAAGUCCCAGCUCAGUUUCUGGCGAGAGAUGAAGUGACGAAUGCAGUCUCGAUGGCCCCCCACCUUACGGAUUUCCAGUCACAGCUGAACCUCCAACGCGGUUAA